Carcharodon carcharias (great white shark) is the source of this 1373-nucleotide messenger RNA. It is a transcript of the gene tmem243b, whose product is annotated as transmembrane protein 243, mitochondrial b. Bases 378 to 734 code for a protein of 118 amino acids. The record is from RefSeq and is a predicted model, not a curated record. The transcript is spliced from 6 exons. NCBI's taxonomy places the organism in Eukaryota, Metazoa, Chordata, Chondrichthyes, Lamniformes, Lamnidae.
CGGCGGCGGCGUCGGCGGUUGGAGCGGAGCCGGGUAGGAGCGGCCGACUUCAUCAGAAGGGGUUUCCUUACGUUUGUGCUGAUGGCUGUGUCUGGUACUCUUCCAGAAAUUCAUAGGACAUCAUCAAAGUCUCUAGUGAGCAUUUGGUAUCAAGACAAAAAGACAGUAGGAAGACCCAUCUGCGUGGAGCUUUGAAAAUCUGUGAAGUAAAAAUCAUUCACCAUGAAAAGCAAGUGGAAGUAGUCAGCAGCUGAAGUGCGUUCCAUUAGAUGUCUUCAUGAAUGAAUAUAUUUUCCAAAAUGUACUCAGCAUAACUUGUUUAUAGAGAGCACAAGCAAGAUUUUGGUCUGCAUGAAAGUGUACCAUAUAAGAUUGCAAUGGAUGAAUUUGCCACAAGGACUUAUGGCACUAGUGUGCAAGACAACAGGCCCUUGUUUGGAGAGACAUCAGCAAGGGAUCGAAUUGUCAACAUUGUUGUUGGUGUCCUCACUUCUUUAUUGCUAAUAGUAACGAUUAUUAGCGCUUUUGUUUUCCCUCAGUUACCUCCAAAACCAUUGAAUGUUUUCUUUGUUGUCUGCAUCUUGCUGAGUUGCGCCUCCAUUGGUGUUCUUAUUUUCUGGUAUCGCCAAGGCGACCUGGAACCUAAAUUCCGGAAUCUAAUCUACUACAAUUUAUUUUCCAUCCUUAUGCUGUGCAUAUGUGCCAACUUAUACUUUCAUGAUGUUGGUAAAUGACUUGACAGUAGCAGCUCGAGAAUUCACUUCCAGUCUACCACAUGCUGACAACUGAAAAUUACACAAAUGAAGUUCUCAAAUGUAGAAAUGGAAUUUCUGGUCUGCACAGCAAGAAAGAAUGUUUUGUAAAUGUGGAGUGAGUUUCCUUACCAGCUUCGUAUUGUACUACAGAACUUGAAGCAUACUGGAGGCAGACUGCUUCGUGUGUGAGCUGGGGUCGAUGCCACAAACAUUGAUGCAAUUUGUUUUCCAAAAUAAAUUUUAAGACUUGCACUAAAUGAACAUUCCAGACUUGCCAAGGUUUUGAGAUGACACACACGUUCUUUUUGUAAAGGGUGAUUUUUUUUUCUCUCCUGCAAAUUGUUUUUUUUAAUUAUAUGCAGCACUUCAAAACAAUUACCUGUUUCAACAAAGUAUAACACAAAGUAGAAAUAAAGAUACUGCAGGACAAAUAUACUUUUUAUUUUGUCUUAAGUAAUGAAAUAAUUGCACUAUGCAGCCACUUAACUACUGGAUUUUUACAAUAAAAUGAAAUAGCCAAACCAAGCCUGUGAACCAAUACUAGACAAUACAACGGUAAGAAAGCAUUUACUUUGUUUUAAAGAAUAAAUAGUAAUAAAAUAAUUUAUAUACAUUGAA